Molecule: messenger RNA, 1968 nt
Organism: Paramisgurnus dabryanus
Lineage: Eukaryota; Metazoa; Chordata; Actinopteri; Cypriniformes; Cobitidae
Gene: slc3a2b
Product: solute carrier family 3 member 2b
Biological process (GO): L-alanine import across plasma membrane; phenylalanine transport; L-leucine import across plasma membrane
Cellular component (GO): apical plasma membrane; basolateral plasma membrane
Molecular function (GO): L-alanine transmembrane transporter activity; aromatic amino acid transmembrane transporter activity; L-leucine transmembrane transporter activity
Source: RefSeq, a predicted model, not a curated record
ACGUAUGCAAGGCAGACGAUCUUUAUCGUAUAAAAAGCGCAUCUUCUCAGAAGAACUGUGAUACCGACGUGAGUAACAACGGGUUUAUUUAUAAAAUUUUAAAUACGACGAUUUAAUCAUUUUCACAGUGUUGUUGGAUUUCCAUACGUCGCUAAAAUGAGCAACGAUACUGAGGUGGACAUGAAAGAUGUUGAGCUGAAUGAGGUGGACCAGGAGAAGCAGCCCAUGACCGUGUCAGAAACCGGAAAUAACGAUGCUAUCUCGCCUGUACCAGAGAAGAAUGGGAUCGUCAAAUUAAAGAUCCCAGAAGAAGAGACUAAAUUCACUGGUCUAUCUAAAGAAGAACUGAUAAAAGUAGCUGGAACACCAGGGUGGAUAAAAAUGCGUUGGGCACUUCUUAUCCUGUUUUGGCUUGGUUGGAUUGGCAUGCUGGCCGGUGCCAUCGCCAUCAUUGUUCAAGCUCCUCGAUGCAAGCCCAUUCCUGAAAUGAACUGGUGGAACAAAGGGCCUUUGUACCAGAUUGGAGAUGUUAAAGCUUUCACAAAAUCAGAACUUGAAGGUCUGGCUGGAAAGGUUGGUGAGCUGGAUCAGUUAAAGGUGAAGGGUCUGGUCAUAGGCCCCAUCCAUGUGUCUGCUGCUGAUACUCCUGGAGAGCUGAAACUGGAUGAGAUUUCCCCAGAGGCUGGUACUCUGGAUCAUUUUGAAAAGGUCAUUCAUGAAGCACACAGAAGAGGCAUCUCUGUGGUUUUGGACCUGACUCCUAACUAUAAAGCACAAAAGCCCUGGUUCACCAAGGACAGUAUCCCAGAUGUGGCAGUACAAGUCAAGUCUGCACUGAUCUACUGGUUGAAAACUGGUGUGGAUGGAUUUCUGUUUUAUGGUGUUGAGGAGGUUUCCACUGAAGCUCCGUCCACUUGGAAUGAUAUCGGUGUCAUUAUCCACAAUCAGACUGAGAAAGAAACUAAAAAGGUCUUAAUUGGUGUGACGGACAAGUCCUUCCCUAAUAACAUAGCUGAGUUGUUGAACAGCACUGGUGUGGAUCUGCUGCUCUCUGGUGCUUUACGGUCGAAAUCUGCUCUUGAAAUUGCAGAGACUGUUGAGCAGUUAAAUUCCACUUACAAUCAGACCUCGCUGGCUUGGAACAUUGGUGACCGUGUCAGUGGACACCUUGCUUCACUGAUGGGGCUGGCCCACGUCAAGCUGUACCAACUAUUGCUGCUCACACUACCUGGUACACCAGUGUUCAAUUAUGGAGAUGAAAUUGGACUGGAAGAUGAAGGGUCCAACAUAUAUCCAUCAAUGCUAUGGCUAAAAGAUGCAAAUGAGACUCAGACCAAGAUGAAGGAAUUGAGUUCCUUGCAUAUGUUCUUCAAGGACGUGAGUCAAAAAAGAAUGAAGGAGCGUUCCUUGCUACAUGGAGAAUACGUGCCUUUGUUCAACUCAACCUAUACACUGGCUUACAUGCGUAUGUGGGAUCAGAAUGAACGUUACCUUAUUGCACUUAACUGGAAACAGGAACCAGUCACUCUUCAGCUGAAGCACACUGAGCUUCCAGAGCAAGCUACAGUUGUGUUAAAUACUAAACCAACACCAGCUGCUGGUGAUAUUCUUAACCUGGCAGAAUUAACGUUGGAGGCAGAACAGGGUGUUAUGCUGAAGUUUCCUCACAAAUUUUAAAGAACAGUUUUAAAAAUGCACUUAUUUUAAAUGCAUUUUUACAAAAUCAAUAUUUGUCAUUUUAGUAAUGCUAAAACACUGGUUCACAGCUUAAGGUUGUACUUUUACAUGCACUACGUGACUACUACAUUUGUGUUUGAGAUACAUUCCAUAGGAAGUGUUUUUCAUUCGUUUUAAAAAAUUCGUUUGCGCAGAACAUUUGCUCCGAAACCAUGUUAUGUGUUUCUUUUGUGUCCUGAGGAAACGUGCAUGAAAAUGAAAGCUGUGGACAAUAAACUAAAUGGAGCAUCA